CUUCACGACAGUCAUGCGAGGGCCUGUCUAAUUUGUGGUUCUACUCUGUUAUUUGUUCAUGUGGUUUAAUUUUGAAAAUUGAGAGCAAGUCUGAAAAAAUUCUACAGUAAUUUUGGCUGAAAUAAUAUUUAAAUGGAGAUCGAAAUGUUAAAAGUAGAAUUUGAUGAAGAUGAGAUCAAAGAAUCAUUUAAUUAUAAUGCUCAGUACGUAGAUGAUGAAAGGUUACCUUAUAAAUCAAAUAUUGAAGCUGUUGAACAAUUUCUAGAAGGAAAUGAGGAAUCUGAUGAGACCAUGGAAACUUCAGAAAAGUAUCAUUAUCAGGUAUCUGAUUUGAAAUCAAAUGAGACUCCCAAGGAGAUCAAUCCAAAGAAAUAUAAGUGCGACUUUUGUGAUUUUGCAUCAGCCCGAAAUGUGAACCUUAAAACGCAUAUAGAUUCAGUUCACUUGAAGAUAAGGCAAUAUGAGUGCCAACUAUGUGAUUAUGCUGCAGCUGAAAAGGGCACCCUAAAAUCUCAUGUUGAAUCAAUUCAUUUAAAUUUGAAGAAACAUAAGUGUCACUUAUGCGAUUUUGCUUCAGCCCUAAAUAUGAACCUUAAAAAGCAUAUAAAUUCAGUUCAUUUGAAUAUAAAACAGCAUAAGUGUCAGCUCUGUGAUUAUUCUUCAAUUCAGCAGAGAAACCUUGAAGAGCAUAUAGAAUCAGUUCAUUUGAAUUUGAAGAAAUAUGCAUGUCCGAACUGUGAUUAUGCCACAGCGUAUGAAGGAGGCUUAAGACGACAUAUGAAUUCGGCUCAUUUGAAUUUGAAGAAUCAUAAAUGUCAUCUAUGUGAUUAUGCUUCAGAUCGAAAAGGACGACUUCAAGACCAUAUAGAUUCGGUGCAUUCAAAUAUAAAGAAACAUAAGUGCCACUUGUGUGACUAUGCAGCCGUUCGUAAGGCAUCCCUUAAAGCACAUAUAAAAUUUGUUCAUUUAAAUAUAAAAAAACAUAAAUGCCACUUAUGUGACUAUGCCAGUUCUCGUAAGGCAGACCUCAAAGCUCAUAUAGAAUCUGUACAUUUAAACAUAAAGAAACACAAAUGUCAUUUAUGCGAGUAUACUUCUAAUCAGAAAAUAAAUAUCAAAUCUCAUUUGAAAUCUGUUCAUUUGGAAAUUAAAUAACAUUAAGGUUACCCAUGUUGUCAAAUGAAUUGUAAAAAUCUAAUAAAGCUACAUUGUGAUGAA
Harmonia axyridis is the source of this 1218-nucleotide messenger RNA. Its product is annotated as zinc finger protein 64-like. The transcript is spliced from 2 exons. The record is from RefSeq and is a predicted model, not a curated record. Gene Ontology annotation, cellular component: nucleus. Gene Ontology annotation, molecular function: RNA polymerase II transcription regulatory region sequence-specific DNA binding; DNA-binding transcription factor activity, RNA polymerase II-specific. Lineage: Eukaryota; Metazoa; Arthropoda; Insecta; Coleoptera; Coccinellidae. The coding region runs from base 133 to 1155 and encodes 340 amino acids. Gene Ontology annotation, biological process: regulation of transcription by RNA polymerase II.